AUGUUCUUCUUCCCUUCAAUACGACCGACGGCAAUCGCCCCAGCAUUAUCGCUAGGCUUGUUCUCAGGAGUCAAUGAAGCCAUGCAGAUAGAGACAGUGCGGUACUACGACCUAUCGAACGUGGGCGGCACAGCACGAGGCUGGGAGAGAGAGGAGCGAAUACUGCUCUGCGCACCACUCCGCGAUGCAGCUCCGCAUCUACCAAUGUUCUUCAGCCAUCUGCGAAACCUGACAUACCCACACCACCUUAUAGAUCUGGCUUUCUUGGUUGGAGACAGCAAGGAUAACACGAUAGAGCUUUUGAGCGAUCUGUUGGCAAAGCUGCAGGCACAGGAGGAUACUAGGCAAGCGUUUGGAGAGAUAAGCGUGAUUGAGAAGGACUUUGGUCAGACGGUCAACCAGGAUGUAGAGUCUCGACACGGUUUUGCUGCACAGGCUAGCAGAAGAAAGAGUAUGGCUCAGGCUCGCAACUGGCUUCUGUCGGCAGCACUACGACCCACACAUAGCUGGGUAUAUUGGCGAGAUGUGGAUGUCGAGACUGCGCCAUUCACAAUCCUUGAGGAUCUGAUGCGACACAACAAGGACAUCAUUGUGCCUAACGUCUGGCGGCCACUUCCAGACUGGCUUGGUGGCGAGCAGCCAUACGAUCUGAACAGCUGGCAGGAGUCCGAGACUGCUCUUGCUCUUGCCGAUACUCUGGACGAGGAUGCCGUCAUUGUCGAAGGCUAUGCAGAGUAUGCCACCUGGCGACCUCACUUGGCCUACCUCCGUGACCCUUACGGCGACCCGGACAUGGAGAUGGAGAUCGACGGCGUAGGCGGUGUGUCCAUCCUCGCCAAAGCCAAGGUCUUCCGCUCAGGUGUGCACUUCCCAGCCUUCAGCUUCGAGAAGCACGCAGAGACAGAAGGUUUCGGCAAGAUGGCCAAGCGCAUGGGCUUCUCGGUCGUAGGUCUCCCACACUACACCAUCUGGCAUUUAUACGAGCCAAGUGUGGACGACAUCAGACACAUGGAGGAGAUGGAGCAAGAACGGAAGGCACGCGAAAAAGAAGAGAAUGCUAAAAGAGAGCGAGAAGAGAAGAUCAAUGUGCAGUUUGACAUGGAGGGUAAGGAUCAAUGGGAGAAGGAUAUGGCGGCUGUCAAAGAUGCAAAGAAGUCUGCCGAGGAUGCUAAGAAGGAGACGAAGAAGGAGGAGAAGUCCUCCGAUGAUGAGAAGAAAACUUCGGAUGAUGCGGAGAAGAAGUCCUCUGGCAACGAUGAGAAGUCUUCCGUGGGCAGAAAUGCUGUCAGUGGCGAGAAAGCAGGUGCGGAUGAAGGCAGUCCUGAUGGUGGCCGGGAUGCGAAUAAGGCAACCUUCGCUGACGAGCUCUACCGUGUCCGAAGCCACACUGACACUACGCCAAGGACAAGCAACAACGAAGCAGACCCUGACGAUGCCAUGAUCACGAAAGAGCCCCCUCGCACCCCCGGGUUCAGCGAAUCUUCGGGUCAGCAGGUGGAGAACGAUGAUGCGGCUCGAGGCCAUGCUGGAGUGGCUUCCAAGGCCGCAGCCAUGAGCGCUGAGCGUGAUGAGCUCAAACUGGACGAGUUCGAGAGGGAUAUGAAGGCCCCUGGACCCGGGAAAGAAGAAGACGAUGCUGGUUUGUGA
Messenger RNA from Recurvomyces mirabilis, 1647 nucleotides. RefSeq names its product Mannan polymerase II complex anp1 subunit (gene ANP1). Gene Ontology annotation, molecular function: alpha-1,6-mannosyltransferase activity. Bases 1 to 1647 code for a protein of 548 amino acids. Lineage: Eukaryota; Fungi; Ascomycota; Dothideomycetes; Mycosphaerellales; Teratosphaeriaceae. Gene Ontology annotation, biological process: protein N-linked glycosylation; cell wall mannoprotein biosynthetic process. The record is from RefSeq and is a predicted model, not a curated record. The transcript has 2 exons. Gene Ontology annotation, cellular component: mannan polymerase complex.